Messenger RNA from Scomber japonicus (chub mackerel), 2007 nucleotides. Its product is annotated as serine/threonine-protein kinase 4-like. Gene Ontology annotation, cellular component: cytoplasm. The transcript is spliced from 11 exons. Gene Ontology annotation, biological process: regulation of MAPK cascade; protein phosphorylation; intracellular signal transduction. Bases 454 to 1929 code for a protein of 491 amino acids. Lineage: Eukaryota; Metazoa; Chordata; Actinopteri; Scombriformes; Scombridae. The record is from RefSeq and is a predicted model, not a curated record. Gene Ontology annotation, molecular function: protein serine/threonine kinase activity; ATP binding.
CCGUCUCCCCCUGCUGGCGGAGCGCUGCACUGUGUCGCCCCCUGCUGGCGGAGUGCUGCACUGCGGCCUUUUGUUCGGACCGCCUUCCUGCCGUCUCUCCACUACUCUUCCUGGUUUCUGCAAAGUGUAUGUCACCCAGCGUCCGUCCUGCCAAACACGUCCAAAGUUGUCCCGACAGUGGAGAAAGAGAAGAAUGAGCCCGGCGGUGAAGACACGACAGCCGGGAGAAGAAGUGUGACCACGGUGCGUUUAUAGUAAAGCUCGGUCCCCAUGAUGAGAAACAGACUGUAUGGAGGAAGGGUUAGCCGCUAGCUGCUAAAGGUCUGUUACUGUCACUGUUCACCGCGACUGUCUCUUGAGUUUGAGACGUUCAAGUUUGACCGAACCAGAGACGGUAUCAAGAGGAAACACACCGAGGAGGAGGAAAAGAGGAGGAAGAGGAGGAGGGCAGCCAUGGAGAACAAGGAUAAAGUGCAGAUGAGGAGUCACCCUCGCAGGACGCUGAAGAAGCUGAGCGAGGACAGCCUCACCAAGCAGCCGGAGGAAGUCUUUGAUGUCCUGGAGAAGUUGGGUGAAGGGUCGUACGGCUGCGUGUUUAAAGCUCAUUACAAAGAGACGGGAGAGAUCGUAGCCAUCAAACAGGUUCCUGUGGAGUCUGACCUGCAGGAGAUCAUCAAGGAGAUCUCCAUCAUGCAGCAGUGUAACAGUCCCCAUGUGGUUCGGUACUACGGCAGCUACUUCAAAAAGAACGACCUGUGGAUCGUCAUGGAGUAUUGUGGAGCCGGAUCAGUGUCUGAUAUCAUCCGAAUACGCAACAAGACGCUAACAGAAGACGAGAUCGCUGCCAUCGUGCAGUCCACCCUGAAGGGUCUGGAGUAUCUUCACUUCAUGAGGAAAAUCCACAGAGACAUCAAAGCAGGAAACAUCCUGCUGAACACGGAGGGUCACGCCAAGCUGGCCGACUUUGGAGUUGCUGGACAACUCACAGACACGAUGGCGAAGCGAAACACGGUGAUCGGCACUCCGUUCUGGAUGGCUCCGGAGGUCAUACAGGAGAUCGGCUACAACUGUGUGGCUGACAUCUGGUCCCUGGGAAUAACUGCUAUAGAGAUGGCUGAGGGGAAGCCGCCUUACGCUGAAAUACACCCCAUGAGGGCCAUCUUCAUGAUUCCCACCAACCCUCCCCCGACGUUUCGAAACCCAGAUCUGUGGUCUGAGCCGUUUAAAGACUUUGUGAAGCAGUGUUUAGUGAAGAACCCAGAAAACAGGGCGACUGCCACUCAGCUUCUACAGCAUCCAUUCAUCAAGUCAGCCAAGCCCAACGCCGUCCUCAGGGCCCUGAUCACAGACGCCAUGGAGAUCAAACUGAAGAGACAAGAGGAGGAAGAACAGAGAGAGCAGGACGCAGACGACGAUGACAACUCGGAUGAGGACGAGGUCGACCAGGGGACCAUGGUACGGGCGGGGACCGGCGAUUCGGGGACCAUCCGGGCUGCCGGGUCUCGGAGCGGCACGGCGCGGACUAUGAUCGAACACGAGGACACGGGAACCAUGCAGUCACAGCUCGGCACCAUGGUCAUCAACUCUGACGAUGAGGACGAGGAAGAAGCCGGCACCAUGAAAAGGAGAGACGAGACGAUGCAGCCGGCCAAGCCGUCCUUCCUGGAGUACUUUGAGCAGAAAGAGAAGGAGGCCAACGUUCAGAACGAUGGGAAAGGAGAAAACAACGCAGACAACCGCAAAAUGCCCCCCGAUGGAAGUCUGGAAGUGGUGAGCACGUGGACGGUGGAGGAGCUGCGGCUGCGUUUGGCCUCUCUGGACCCUCAGAUGGAGCAGGAGAUCGAGCAGAUCCGUCAGCGCUAUCAGACCAAGAGGCAGCCCAUCCUGGACGCCAUCGAGGCCAAAAAACGACGGCAGCAGAACUUCUGAGGAGAAAUCUGCCGAGCUCCUCGCAGAAUCAACCGGAUCAAGUUUCACCUCUUUAUUCUUCUCUGCAGCAGUUUGUGA